AUGGCGACACCAUCUGUUGUUUCCAUUUCCCCCCCAAACACGGGUGUCUUCCACGUCCCCCUCAGUCAGUCAUCCAUCGCGACAGUCAACCAGUUCCUCCAAGAGAAUCACGAUCGGUAUCAUCCAUUCUUCAAUGAGAAAGGUUUCCAUAACCACAUCACACAUUACCUACUUGCGGCACUUUCUUUGGGUGCCACACCCGUUCAGCUCACUCGAGCUUUUGAACAAGAAAAGGCUCUCCAGCGUGCGCAAUUCCCAUUGAAUGAGAAGAACAUGCAAAAGCUGGCUGAUACCGACUUUUUCCGAUCAUGCAUGGGUCAAGAACAGUACUACCGCGAUUUUCUGAUCUUUUUCCAAAAGGAGAUCAAAGAGAAAGGCGCUGGGGCCGUGGUGAAUGAGUACGUCUUCUCUCACAAGGAGAAUGCCGAACUGAUGUUCACCCGACUCUUCGCGAGUACGUCUGGCAACCCUUCCAUGCAAUACCAUGUGUUAUCAAGAAAACUCACAUUGAUUGCAGGUUUUUUACAUCCCUUGAUUCAUCUUGGAUAUGGUAUCGAAUUCAAUCAACCCGCAAUCAUCGCUGAAGGACUCGCCCAGUCAGCUGUCCAUAAGAAUGAAGUUUCCGUGGCAAUGUUGGGUGCAGAGGCAGCCGCGUCAAGUCUACCUGGCGAGCCAUCACCUUCGCUCAUUGACCUCCUCAACCAAGUUCGGUCCAAUAAGUCCGUCCGCGACGCUUCCUGCUGGGGUGACGGCAGUUGGAUUGAGGAUGUCCCUCUCACCCAGGCCCCAGAAGAGCUAUGGCGGAUUGCUGCACAGUGGCGUGUCCAGCCAAAUGAGCUAAAAGCAAAAACCGCGGAAAUGAUUAAUGUCAACGGCUUUAUGUGUGGCGCAGCCCAGAUGCCGCCCAAGGAGUAUAAACUCGAUUUCUUUUUGAUUCACAACUUGAACUGCUCUAUCUUCUUCGCAUCCUUCUUGAAGCAAGGCUGGAUGAGCACCGAGAGCAAGAUUCGUCUCUUGGAAUGGAAGGGUCGUUUUGAUGUCAUUUCCUAUGCUGCUCGUGGGUCCCCUCAGCUUGCAGUCAACGAGAUCAAAAAUUACGUGCCGAAGCGCCCAAGUACUGGUUGGGAUGAUCUUUAUCAGAGAGUCAAUGAUAUGGAUGAUGACUCCCAUGUUACCAAAUUCCUGCGGGGUAUGGCUCAUGGUGAGCAGUUUUGUGAACAGUUCGGGGCUGCUCAAGAAGAAAGGUUCCCUCUUAGUGGUGAUAUGUGGCGACGCAUUGGUCAUAUGGCUGUUGACACAACGGAAAAAGAGCCCGUGGCUAGGAAUCGCUGGGUGAGAGGGGCGGGAUUUCCAUCACAGUGGACUCAUUUCCACAACAGGCUUUAG
Penicillium riverlandense is the source of this 1386-nucleotide messenger RNA. RefSeq names its product questin oxidase family protein. Gene Ontology annotation, molecular function: oxidoreductase activity. NCBI's taxonomy places the organism in Eukaryota, Fungi, Ascomycota, Eurotiomycetes, Eurotiales, Aspergillaceae. The record is from RefSeq and is a predicted model, not a curated record. The coding region runs from base 1 to 1386 and encodes 461 amino acids. The transcript has a single exon.